AUGCUUUGGGCCGGAUUCUAUGUGGUCAUUGUUUCCUCUAUAGCUGUGCAGUUUAUCUAUCGUUACCUGUGCUUAUUGGAUUCGGAAAAAGUGAGAAAAAUGAAUAUUCUGAAAAAUCUGUGCUGGAUGUUCUACCCAGUUUUACCAGGAACAUUAUAUACCGGAGCACUUUACAUUCUGUGUUGGCCAGAUGAGUACUCGGAUUCUUAUGUCAGAAAUGUGAUACUCGAGAAUUAUCAAUUGGAUGUUGCAAAUCUUCGAAGAUUUGUAAUGACUCCUUACAACACCGACGAAUCUAUUAGAUGGAACAACUUCACCUUUGGCGUCAUCGCCGUCGUUCUCGUUUGCUCCCAUUAUUCCAUCAUAAUUUUCUGCGGCUUCCGAAUGCAGAUUGGCAUGAAACAUGAGCUGGAGAAGUUCUCAGUGCAGAAUCGAAAACUACAAAAGCACUUUUACAAAGCUCUCUUUUUCCAAAGUCUGGGUCCCUCUAUUUUUAUUUUCAUGCCAGCAGUUCCAGUGCUUUUAAGUCCGUUGCUCCCUCCAGUUUUGGGGAUCAAAUUCAAUUGGCAGACCGGAUGGCUGUAUUCAUUUAUUGGAGUUUAUCCGCCAUUUGAUAGCGUUGCUUUCAUGGUGAUCGUGACAGAAUACAAAGUGUUGAUCAGAAGAAAGUUAACAUACUUAAAGGAUCCAGAGAAAUUGAGAAUUUCAGAACGUUUUCUCAAUUUUUUAAACAAGAAUCAGGAGUCAACGAUACAUGCCUCUGGAUCACAACAGAUGAUUAACAGGAGCUCGGCUCUAGUUUUAACAUGA
This is a messenger RNA of Caenorhabditis remanei, 810 nucleotides long. RefSeq lists its product as uncharacterized. The record is from RefSeq and is a predicted model, not a curated record. The transcript has a single exon. The coding region runs from base 1 to 810 and encodes 269 amino acids. NCBI's taxonomy places the organism in Eukaryota, Metazoa, Nematoda, Chromadorea, Rhabditida, Rhabditidae.